GUGAGCACACAAAACUUCCAUGGUUUUAAAUUUGGAUGCUAUUCGGCUUCAGCAUCUAAUGCAGUUCAGACUAUAUCCAGAAGGUUUCUUAUUUGAACUUAUCAAUCCUAAGUGCGCCUUAGUUUUACGUGUCUUCAUAAUAUGACAGCUACAAUUGAUUUAAGCAACGAUGCUUUGCACAGACUUGGCCAAAGCUAUUACAAGUACAAUAAGUUCGAACAGCCGCGUACACUUGAAAUUCUCGGUUAUGAGCAUUCAGCCAACGCAGACACCGUCACUGGUUUUUUUGGACGCCACCAGUUCCUCACGCUCAAAGUGCGUCGAAUUGAUGCCGAAGGAAAGGAGCAUUUGGAGCAAGUACGCUUUUUCACCAAAACUCCACCAUUGGAAUUGGCAUCCCGUAUGGAGUAUUUAGAGGAGUUUGGUCUCUACAAAAAAGAGGUUAGUGUAUAUCGUGUGAUAUUGCCUGAAUUGCAAAAAAUUAUACCACAUGUGGCGCCUAAUUGCUACUACGCCGAAGAGCGCUUACUCGUCUUCGAACAUCUCGCCGAUCAGAAAUUCCGCAUGGCCGCCGGUCGUGAUGGUAUUCUGAACUAUGAUCACUUACAUUGUGUAUUGAAGACACUUGCAGCGCUGCAUGCCAGUUCCAUAAUCUAUGAAGUGCGCUGUGGACGCAAGUUGAAUGAGCUACAUCCCGAGGCUGUGGUGGAGAACGCGUAUCCUUUGGGCAUACCGGACACUCACGUGCGUAAACAAAAUUUCAAUAAUGCGAAUCGAGUAUUUGUGGAACUGAUAAAAAUACUGCCGAAAUAUCAGAAGAAUCAGAAGAAUUUGGACUAUAUUUUAGCGGAGUUUCCGAAACGCAUGGCUGCGAUCUACGAAUUAGCACAGACGUCGAACAAAUAUCGAAACGUAUUCAGUCAUGGCGAUCUUUGGGCGAACAACGCCAUGUUCCAGUAUGGCGAAACUAGUAAGCCGCCCAUACAGUGCCGUCUGGUGGACUUUCAGCUUAGCCGUUAUGCACCGCCGAUGGUAGAUGUGAUAACAAUACUCACCAUACCGACAAGCAGUAGCUUCCGAAGGCAAUAUUUAACUGAAUUAUUCGAUGACUACUAUGGUUUUAUGUCCAAAUUCUUGGAGCUGGAACGUCUCAACAUUGAGGACUACUUGCCGCGCCAAGAAUUCAAUGAGACGGCAGAUAAGUUCCGCAUUGUUGGACUUAUUGAAAGUCUAUUUUUCUCCCACUUGACACUGCUGCCGGCGGAACUUGCAGAAGCUGUAACCUCGUCGGCGAACGGGUUCACCGAUUUCUUUGAUGCCAAACGUGUGGAGAUGUGUUUGCAAGCUUUUCGCAGCGAUGACAUCUACCGGGAAAGAAUGACGGACAUGCUGGAAGAUUUUGUAGAUAAUUUUGUGUUAAAAAAUCGAAACUAGUUUUUGUAAAUGUG
Molecule: messenger RNA, 1448 nt
Organism: Bactrocera dorsalis (oriental fruit fly)
Lineage: Eukaryota; Metazoa; Arthropoda; Insecta; Diptera; Tephritidae
Exons: 1
Coding region: 142-1434 (430 amino acids)
Source: RefSeq, a predicted model, not a curated record